UCCAAUCAAACGAGAGAAGAUAUAACUACCAGAACUCAAAAAGAAACCAAACAACCCCAAAAAUGUGAUUGUGACAGUCCCCAGUCUACGUCACACACAGUUCCGUUUCGUAACCUCCCGCAUAUUCUCCAUUUUAUACGCCCAAAUCUAAUUUAAAAAUUAUAAUAAUUAUUAUAAUAAUUAUUAUCCCCUAUCCCUCCCUUGUUCUAAACUCAACACACAAACAAAAACCCCAACUCUAGAUUUUUAUUCUCUUUCUUUCUCGUUAAAUUCCAAUUAGGUUAGGAAUAUGGAUUAUCAUUGUAUUGAAUCAAUUGAUUGAUUAUUAUUUGUUUCAAAAUCCGCAAGAAGCUAUCCUGUCCCUCGCGGCAAUGGAGUUCAUACAGAGGCGCGUGGAGCCGUGGAUCAGGGACCAGGGAGCGAAGCUGAUGAAGGUGUCGUGGGGACCACUCCAAUGGCGGAUGAAGUGGCCAUGGACAAGCCACAGGGAGAACAAGAAGAGGAUCCAUGAGGAGUACGAGCGGCGCCGGAAGCAGCUCCAUGAUCUCUGCCUCGCACUUAAGGCUGAUUCCGUCUCUGAUUUGCAGGAUCUCCUUUGUUGCAUGGUUCUCUCCGAGUGCGUUUACAAGAGACCUGCCACCGAGAUGAUUAGAGCUGUAAAUAAAUUUAAGGCUGAUUUUGGAGGACAUAUUGUUGCAUUGGAACGGGUGCAACCUUCGUCAGAUCAUGUUCCUCAUAGGUAUUUGUUGGCUGAGGCAGGAGACACUUUAUUUGCUUCUUUUAUAGGGACAAAACAAUAUAAGGAUGUAAUUGCUGAUGCAAAUAUACUUCAAGGUGCGAUCUUCCAUGAGGAUGCUCCUGAGGUGGCAGAUGGAUGUGCACAUGCUGAAUCUGAUAAGGGUGAAAACUUAAAUGGAAAAGAAUAUAUGUGGAACCCUUUGGAGUCAAGGCCUAAACAAAUAAAUAGUAAAUCUAAACCUGCUGCUCAUAGGGGUUUCUUGGCUCGUGCUAAAGGAAUACCUGCUUUAGAAUUGUAUAGGCUUGCUCAAAAGAAGAAACGCAAGCUUGUUUUAUGUGGUCAUUCACUUGGUGGAGCUGUAGCCGCAUUAGCUACUCUUGCCAUUUUGAGAGUAGUUGCUGCUUCAUCUUCAUCAAAGGAAAAUGAGAAAGUCUCUAUCAAAUGUAUAACAUUUUCUCAGCCUCCUGUAGGAAAUGCUGCUCUGAAGGACUAUGUUAAUAGAAAAGGUUGGCAGCACUAUUUUAAGAGUUACUGCAUCCCGGAAGAUUUGAUUCCUCGUAUUUUAUCUCCUGCUUAUUUCCACCAUUAUAAUAAUGCUCAGCCUCAGUCAGUGCUUUCUGAAAAUGAAACUAAUGGGUUAUUAUCGUCAAAGAGGGGCCAAGAUUCAGAGAAGCCGAAAGAGAAUGAUGGAGAGCAGUUGGUUUUGGGGGUAGGUCCUUUGCAUAAAUCCUUCUGGAGACUCUCAAAGCUGGUACCCUUAGAAUCCGUACUGAGACAAUUUAGUAAACGAGAGAGACAAAUUAAUUCUAUUGAAACAAAUUCGAUGCCUGGUUCUCUUGCUAGUACUUUGAUUGAGGAGGAAGUAGUUGAACCACAAUCACUUGAAAUACAAGAGGAUUCUGACGGCAUAUCACUCAAGCCUUUUCCAGACAGUGACAAACAUUCGUUGGAGUUGGCAAAGAAUGGAAAAACAAAUACAAAAGGCAAUAUUGUAACUGGAGACGAAAGAAAAUGGCGCAGAGUUCCAUAUUUACCUUCAUAUGUGCCAUUCGGACAGCUUUAUUUAUUGGGAAAUUCCUCAGUAGAGUCACUAUCAGGUGCGGAGUACUCAAAACUGACAUCGGUCAAAUCAGUGAUUACGGAAUUGAGGGAAAGAUUACAAUCUCAUUCAAUGAAAUCAUAUAGAUCUAGAUUCCAAAGAAUCUAUGAUUUGUGUAUGAGUGAAAAUUUCCUAGGGAUUGAGCAAUGGCAGCAGUUUCCUCAUCUACAACAAUGGCUUGGCCUUGCAACUGCAGGGACUGUGGAGCUCGGGCAUAUAGUCGAGUCUCCUGUUAUUCGCACUGCAACUACAAUUGUUCCUCUCGGAUGGGAUGAUGGGCCUGGAGCGAAAAAUGGAGAACCUCUAAAAGUUGAUAUUACUGGUUUUGGGUUGCAUCUCUGUACAUUGGUUCAUGCCCAAGUUAAUGGUAACUGGUGUUCGACUUCAGUUGAGUCCUUUCCUUCUGCCCCAAAGUAUUCUUCAAAUCAAGGAAUUCAGCCGGAAUUACAGAAGAUGAGAAUAUUAGUUGGUGCUCCACUAAGAAGGCCACCAAAGCAUCAAACUUUGUUAGAUUCAUUGUUGCCCGUGUUCACUUCUGUUGAUUCUGAGCUUGCUAGGAACUUAGCACCCAUUGACAAGGAUAAGUUUAUCCGUCCGGAAAGUUUAAAUAACUUCUCAAUAUUCUGCACUAGUGAUUUUUCAACGGUUUCUAAAGAGGUUCACAUCAGAACUCGUAGGGUACGAUUAAUUGGGAUGGAGGGUGCUGGUAAAACUACUCUUUUAAAGGCAAUCUUGAAUAAACGUAAAUCCAACAUUUCCUCCAUAGAGGAUGCACUUUUGGAUGUUGAUGUACCGGAAGGUAUUGCUGGUGGUUUGUGCUACUGUGAUUCCUCUGGAGUAAAUAUGCAGGAACUUACCAAGGAAACUUCUUGCUUCAGGGAUGAUUUGUGGCUUGGAAUCCGAGAUCUAAGUAGGAAGACAGAUUUAAUUGUUCUUGUUCACAACCUAUCCCAUAGCAUACCUCGAUAUAGUAAUUCAAAUAGCUCACAACCAAAGCCUGUCCUUUCACUUUUCUUGGAUGAGGCCAAGUCUCUUGGAAUUCCAUGGGUUCUCGCAAUAACAAAUAAAUUUGCAGUUAGCGCACACCUUCAAAAGGUAGCGAUCAAUGCUGUUUUGAAAGCUUACGAAGCAUCUCCUAACUCAACCGAAGUUAUAAAUUCCUGUCCAUAUGUUAUGCCUGGUUUUGCUGGGGCCACUCUAUCAUGGGAUCCAAACAAUGCAGAUUCUGUUAAAAAGAUGGGUCCUCAAAAGCUUUUAUUGGCUCCUAUUAAUUUUGUUAAAAGGCCCUUCCAGAGGAAGGAGAUAGUUCUUCCAGUUGAAGGUGUCGACUCUCUUUGUAAACAAAUCCACCGGGUACUUCGCAGUCAUGAGGAGUCUUCAUUACAGGAAUUUGCCAGAGACAGACUUAUGUUGGAGUUGGCAAGAGAACAAGCAAUGUCAAGUGAUGCAAGUAGAGAUGCUCGAGCUAAGGCGAAUUCAUUUAAUUCUGCUGCUGUGGGUGCAUCUGUUGGUGCUGGUCUUGGCAUUGUCCUUGCCAUUGCAAUGGGGGCAGCAUCUGCCCUGAGGAAGCCCUAAGUUCCCAAUUUCCUCUCUUGACAAUGAGUUGGUGAUUGCCGUGUUCAAAUGUUUGUUGCUAGGACUUCAUUCUUUGUUUAGAUAAAGAUAGAAUAGACUCUUUUUUUUUAAUCCCCCUCAAGGGAAAAAAAGGUGAAAUCAGGAAGAGACUUAUUUGUGGGCAAGAUUUAAUUCCUUGCUACUAGCAACAUAUAAUUAAUUAUUUAUUUAUUCAAGUAUAGAUCCAUAAAUUAUUUA
Arachis duranensis is the source of this 3650-nucleotide messenger RNA. RefSeq lists its product as uncharacterized. NCBI's taxonomy places the organism in Eukaryota, Viridiplantae, Streptophyta, Magnoliopsida, Fabales, Fabaceae. The record is from RefSeq and is a predicted model, not a curated record. The coding region runs from base 372 to 3413 and encodes 1013 amino acids. Gene Ontology annotation, biological process: lipid metabolic process. The transcript is spliced from 14 exons.